Messenger RNA from Prorocentrum cordatum, 2601 nucleotides. NCBI's taxonomy places the organism in Eukaryota, Dinophyceae, Prorocentrales, Prorocentraceae. The record is from the annotation of a GenBank genome assembly.
AGGUGCUCCAGCUGCAGCAGGACGCUCACGCCCGAGGUCCGCCCGGCGCCGCGCCGCCGCAGCAGCUGGCGGCCUCCUUCGAGCCGCCGCCCCGCCGCGAGCUGGUGGCCUCCUUCGAGCCGCCACCGCCGCCGCAGCCCGCCCCAGCCGUAGGCCCCGCCAGCGAGGAGGACGAGGGUGCCGACGCGGCGCGGAUGCGACGGGAGGUGCAGCGGCUGCGCCUGCGGGUGGAGGACCUCGAGGCCCACGUGGCCCAGGACGCCAAGGCCGAGCACGUCAAGGCCUUGGAGCAGCAGGUGACCGUGCUGCGCUCGAAGCUCUCCAGCGCCGAGCUUGACGAGAGCGGGUUGCAGCAAGAGCCCCUGGCCGCGGCGCCCAGGCCGCGGCUGGCCCCGCAGUUCUCCUUCUCCUCCCUGCAGCAGCCGAACGGCAGCUCCGCGGCGCCGCCGUGCAGCGCAGGCGACGAGGGCAGGCCCCAUGCCGGCUUCCCGCCACGCCGCGAGGCUGGGCCUGGGAGGCCCGUGGCCCCCCCGCCCGUGCUCCGCUCCGAGAGCAUGCCGACCUUGGAGGCGCUGCCGAAGGGGUAUUCCUGGGGCCAGAGGUACGUGCUGCCAGACGACCGGGCGGCGCCGUCGCCAUACCGGCACGCCCAGUCCGUCGGGGACGGUGCGAGCUCGAUCGGCGAGCUCCAGACAUACCGCUCCGCGGUGAGGGUGGACCGCCGGGACCCAGACUGGCAGAGGGACCGCCGAGAGCCCGGCGGCUUGGGCGGGCGCGUCCGCGUCGCGAUGCCCGAGGAGGCGCUGUUUCCGCCUGGGCCCCUGCCCCAGCAGGCUGGCUGGGACGACAGCGUGUCGGAGGGCGCAGAGACGGGGGGGCGCAGGCAGUCGAAGGACCUCCUGUCGGAGAUGAGGAGGUUAAGGCUGCAGAUGAGCGAGCUGGAGCGAGUCGCGGGCAGCCCUGCGGGCCACGCCAGCAAGCAGCACCCGCAGCGGGCGGCCACUGAGCCCCGCGCAGUGUGGGGACACGCCGGCGGGGAGGGCGCGGCGCUGAACGGCAGCGCACUGUCCUCGCACGCCGCCGCCGGCCCGAGCGGCGCUUUCCGAGCGCGAGACGGCCUCGACUUUGACGAGCGCACCUCCCCAGCGAAGUCGACGCUCUCCGACGAUCGCAGCCACGUGGACUACGCCGGCUGGCAAUACCGCGCGCACGCCGGAGACCCCCUUGACGCGGCGAUUGCCGCGCUGGUCAACAGGCCUGGCCGGUACAGCGGCUGGCGUGCAAUGCUGUGCCGGCUGGACCAGGGCCUGUACUUGUGCGGCACGCGGCGGGUGCGGCUGCGGGUGGACGAUGACGCCAGGGAGCAGAUCAAGGCGUCCGGCGAUGACGGCAGGUCUUGGAUGGAUCUGGGUGAUCUGAUGAACGGCGCGGAGGGGUCGCAGCACGCCCUGCUCGAGAGAGUCCGCUCCGCCGUGCGGUCGCGGUGAGGCUCCCAAGUCCUAUGGCCUUUCGUCGCUCGCCCUCCUCUCCCGCGGGCGUGCGAUGGGGAGGAGCUGCAGCGCCCAGAUCUCAAAGUCUUGGCUCCCUCUUGGCCGGCCGGCUCCCACCUCACUGCCCAGCUAAUUAACACCACGUCUUGGUGCACGGCCACAUCCUCCCGUCGCAGCGGCGCGUGGUCCCUCGCGCAUGCAAGGCGCCCACGGCGAGGAUGCGCCAGUGUCGGCCACGGCGGUCCGGCGCUCCCGCCCCUCGGGCCUGCAUCGUCUGGAGGUUGGCUGCAGGCCUCCUGCAUCGUCUGGAGGUUGGCUGCAGGCCUCCCCAACGUUGUCUCAACUCGCCCUGCUCGGACUCUAGCGCCCUCGGUAUGCAUCCCCCUGCCCCGUGGCCCGGCUGCGCUGUCCGCCGUCGGCGGCUCCCGACCCGACCCGUGGACCGCGUCAGCGCACCCCAACAAAAACACAUUGGUUACGGCCCCUGCGCGCAGCCCGAUUGCUUGCCGAACAACGUAAGAUCUCGUUUUCGAUGUUCUCCUCCAGCUCCUCGUCCUCCUCUUGCUGCCGCUCCCCCUCAUCCUGAGGUUAAUCCAUCUUCCUGGUGCUGCUGCUUCUUCUCCUCAUCCUCCGCUAUAUCCUGUCGCCAUGCCUGCGGGUGCGUGCUCACCAGGGGCGCGGUCGUCGGCAACUUCUUUGGGCAUCUAACGUUCACUUGGUUGCCAAUCCAGCUACAAGCAUCUACAGGCAGCGUGGGGGCAGGACUGGCGAGAAAAGGCGCAUGAGGAUCCCAAUGCAGUUCAACGAUCCAAGGCAAACGCGUCGUGGAGGCUGGCUCAAUGGGGCCUACUCGUGUGCACGCAGUUCAGUCGCCGACCUCCCCUUGCUGCGCGAACGGCGGAGUUACUGCAGACUUCGACAUUGCAUGGAUCCGCCCGGUUCUCGGUCCGAGAUCGGCUCGCGCAUCGCUCCCCUGAGUUUCCCCAGCCGUUUCUCCAGAGUUCGUCCGCACGCAGAGUUUCCGUUGGCGUGCCCUCGUGGUCGGGAUAAGUCUCUCCUCAAACGCGCUCUGCGCUUGCCGCAUGGAUAUCGUGUGCUAGGUGGCGUCGGG